GGAGCGGUGUCGGUCGGGCAAACUGACUGGUGAUUGAACUCCAUGAAUACGAGGUUUUAGGAUUUGAACUCCCCAAUCCCCUGUCUACCAUGGACCAGGAUUAUGAGAGACGUCUCCUGCGCCAAAUCAACAUACAGAAUGAAAAUACGAUGCCUUGUGUAGCAGAGAUGAGAAGAACACUGACUCCUUCCAACUCUCCAAUGUCUUCUCCAAGUAAACAUGGAGACAGGUUUAUUCCCUCCAGAGCUGGGGCCAACUGGAGCAUUAACUUCCACAGGAUAAAUGAAAAUGAAAAGUCUCCAAGUCAAAACAGAAAAGCAAAGGAUGCUACCUCAGACAAUGGCAAAGAUGGCCUUGCAUACUCUGCCUUGCUGAAGAAUGAACUCUUGGGAGCAGGGAUUGAGAAGGUGCAGGAUCCUCAAACAGAGGACAGGAGGCUGCAACCAUCUACGCCAGAGAAGAAGAGCCUCUUCACAUAUUCCCUCAGUACCAAACGCUCCAGUCCAGAUGAUGGCAAUGAGGUCUCCCCGUAUUCCCUUUCACCUGUCAGCAACAAAAGCCAGAAAUUGCUAAGAUCGCCUCGAAAGCCAACAAGAAAAAUAUCCAAGAUUCCUUUCAAAGUGCUGGAUGCUCCAGAGCUGCAAGAUGACUUCUACCUGAACCUUGUGGACUGGUCAUCUCUCAAUGUACUCAGUGUUGGUCUUGGUACCUGUGUCUAUCUGUGGAGCGCUUGCACUAGCCAAGUGACCCGGUUGUGUGAUUUAUCUGUGGAAGGUGAUUCUGUAACGUCAGUGGGCUGGUCAGAACGGGGGAACUUAGUAGCAGUUGGAACUCACAAGGGCUUUGUACAGAUCUGGGAUGCAGCUGCAGGGAAGAAAUUAUCCAUGCUUGAGGGUCACACAGCCAGAGUUGGCGCCUUGGCAUGGAACGCAGACCAACUUUCUUCUGGGAGUCGGGACAGAAUGAUCCUUCAGAGAGACAUCCGGACCCCACCACUACAAUCUGAGCGGCGGCUUCAGGGCCACAGGCAGGAGGUGUGUGGGCUAAAGUGGUCUACAGACCACCAACUCCUGGCAUCCGGUGGAAAUGAUAACAAGCUCCUUGUCUGGAAUCACUCCAGCCUGAGUCCCGUUCAGCAGUACACGGAACACCUAGCAGCAGUGAAAGCUAUCGCAUGGUCUCCGCAUCAGCAUGGCCUGCUGGCCUCAGGUGGCGGGACAGCAGAUCGCUGCAUACGUUUCUGGAACACUUUAACUGGGCAGCCUUUACAGUGUAUUGAUACUGGGUCACAAGUGUGCAAUCUGGCCUGGUCCAAACAUGCCAAUGAAUUAGUGAGUACUCAUGGAUACUCGCAGAACCAGAUUCUCGUCUGGAAAUACCCCUCACUAACCCAAGUAGCAAAGCUAACGGGGCAUUCAUACAGAGUUUUAUACCUGGCAAUGUCUCCUGAUGGAGAAGCCAUAGUUACAGGAGCUGGAGAUGAAACCCUGAGAUUCUGGAAUGUUUUCAGCAAAACCCGCUCAACAAAGGAGUCUGUGUCUGUUCUGAACCUCUUCACCAGGAUACGGUAAACCCCACCCACUGCACACCAUGAGACCACAGUAUGAUAUACCGGGAGAAAACCACUAAGUUGGCGUGCAUGGAUCCCCAAACUAUCAACCAGAAGAGGGGGAGGGAAGUGUCACUGGGACUGAAGGAUGGACCUUCAAGAUACUUUAUUAAAUACAUGAUUGUGAACCAUAUUGGACAGUAUUUGGGAUUUGGACUGGGAGGGUAAUGGAACUGCCAAAGGCUUCACUUUUCAUCAAGGGGCAUGGGUACAAGAGGGAAAACUGAAGAAAAAAACCCCUUAAUCUUAUGUUGUACAUUGGGCAGAACUUGUAUGAUAUGGACCAUUAACUAAGACCAGACCAAGAGCAUCCCAACUGCUGCUUUGUUACAUAUGAUGGGAGAAGAGUUUCCUUGUUGCUUUGGAGGGAAUAGUUUUAAUAUGCUGCUGUGGGUGUCUCAUUCUGCAAUUUGAUCAACACCUUUGAAAGCAGGAGCUAGCCAGGCUUGAUCAGAUCUAAUUGGUGCAAAGGGACGCACCUUUGAGCUGGGCAGUGGCCUCUCAAAUAACAAGGCACUGUUCUAGCCUUGCAUCCAUUUUCCAAAUAAAAUGGAGAAAUGCUUAUUUGUUUCCCCUUAACACAGUGUUCUCCAUUUUUAAAAAGAUGCUGCAGUACUUGAUAUUUCCGUUCACUUAAGUCAGUUUAAUUUUCAGCACCUCUGAUGCCUGGCUAUAAAAAAUUUUUAAUUCUUGUCUCUCAAUUUUUAGAAGGGUUUUAAUGGCCCUCUCAUGUGUUGAAGGGAAAGAUUACUGCACAAUCAACAUUUUGUUGUUUUUU
Messenger RNA from Gavialis gangeticus (Gharial), 2387 nucleotides. It is a transcript of the gene FZR1, whose product is annotated as fizzy/cell division cycle 20 related 1. The coding region runs from base 90 to 1571 and encodes 493 amino acids. The transcript has 14 exons. Gene Ontology annotation, biological process: positive regulation of anaphase-promoting complex-dependent catabolic process; anaphase-promoting complex-dependent catabolic process; positive regulation of ubiquitin protein ligase activity. Gene Ontology annotation, cellular component: anaphase-promoting complex. Lineage: Eukaryota; Metazoa; Chordata; Crocodylia; Gavialidae. The record is from RefSeq and is a predicted model, not a curated record. Gene Ontology annotation, molecular function: ubiquitin ligase activator activity; anaphase-promoting complex binding; protein binding.